Molecule: messenger RNA, 1611 nt
Organism: Diatraea saccharalis (sugarcane borer)
Lineage: Eukaryota; Metazoa; Arthropoda; Insecta; Lepidoptera; Crambidae
Source: the annotation of a GenBank genome assembly
AUGAAAAAUGAAAGCUAUUUGCGCCGGCUUCGGCCUAAAGUGAAGGCAAUAAUGACAGAAGAUAAACUAUUUCUUCUUCUUUUUUUUCUUUCGUUUUUUUUUUCCCCUGUGGCAACACUAGCGUAAACAGCUGUUAUUGUUAUCUCUUACUUUUUAGUUUUUGUUUUAUUAAUAUUUAUGUUACUUAUGGCUAAUUUCUAAAGAAUCACGUAAUAUUUGUGUAAUUGAAUUAUAAAUAUUGUUUUUGUGAACACCAGUGUAUCGUAAUAAAACUUGUUUUUACGUAAGUACAAAUCUGUAUCAACCGGUGAAUGACGUCACCCUUUUUAAAAUUGUUAAUCGUUGUUGUUCCUCUUGUAUGAUUUCUUUUGUUUUUUUCUUUUCUCGUCUACUAAUGCAUCACGAAUAAUAUUUACAGGCUAAGUUACUUUUUAGCCAAAAAGUGUUGAGUUUUCCUUCAGAUAACCUCACACUAGUUGAUCGAACGACUUCUUGGACUAUUGCUUUAUACUUUAAAUAGUUUUCUAUUAACCUAAAAUGAUGACACGCAAGGCCUUAGCUCGUCAAGAGGAAUCAAAAUUUCAAAUAACUUUACAGGAAUUAAAGGCCACCAAGGAGUUGGUUGAGCAAUUACUUAGGGAGAGGGAGGACAAUGAAAAAGAGUUAUUGGAUGUGCUAGAAAAGAAUAAGCAAUGUAAAAAAGAACUGUCUGAAUUGCAUUGUAAUUAUUUAAUAAUAACUGAGGAGAAAGAUAGAUUACAAUUAGUAAUAGAAGGGUUCGACCAAUGCAGAAGUGAGUAUGAGAAGGCCCUUAGGCUCAUUUCUGGAUUGGAACAGCAACUAAAGGAGGCUAACGAUUGCAUAUAUAAACUGGAAUCUGAGCAAACAAAGGUUAUGGCCUCUCAGAACCAGAGUCUAUAUGAUGAGUUGGUUGGUUGUGCCCCCAGUCUCGUUUCUGCCUCACUUAACAUUAACCCAGUGACAAUUGGAUUGACUACAGAAGAUUUUAUUGAGUGUUCUGUAAAAAGAGGAGUUGUUAAGUGUAGUAGGAAUAGAUUGAGAAAAUAUAUAAAACUAAAUAGAUCUUCAGAGAUUCCCGCCCAGAAUGCAAGUGAACAGAAAUCUCCGAUGAAGUUUGAUGCUCAGAUACGAAGUUCAAAAACCUUAGAUGCGAGGUAAAAUAUUUGUUUUAUAUAUAUUACCUUCGUCGUGAAUCAGUCUCUAUAUUGAUGUGAAAACCGUAAUAACAUCCGUAGUGGAGUUUACAAGAUCUCAGCAUAAAGACAGUGGGACGCAACUUUGUUUUAUACUGCUAUAUUUAUAGAUAAACUGUAAUUAAAAAUGAGAAAACUACAACAUAUUUGUAAGAGUUCUAAAAUAGCCAAUUUUUUCCUUUGAAACACCAAGAUUAAACCCCCGUUAUAUAUAUAGAUUAAUAUUUGAGUCUUUUGUAGCCUAAAGAAUCAGGACUCUUAGCACUAAGUUUGCGAGUAAAUAAUUGAAAACAGUUUUUGCUAGAUAUGUUUAAAUGCAAAAACAAAAACGUACAACAUUGUAGGCCCCGACGAGAUUCGAACUCGUGAUCUCCUGUUUACUAGACAGGCGCUUUAA